AUGGCCAGUUCAUUCGUAGGUGAGUCAACUCGCAAAACACGACCCACCUCUCCCCUUUUCCCCAAACCCUUUCGCACCUCAACCUUCCCCACUCACUCCACCGCCUUCCCUCCUCCCUUCCUUCCUUCCGCUCCGCUCCCUCUCUUUCCCUCCUCUCUCUCUCUCUCUCUCUCUCUCUCUCUCGUAUAUAACAUCCAUCCCAGGUCUUCCCGUCCGUUGUAACCUACGUAACGGUAAAAUCAUCACCGGUCUCGUAGCGGGCGUCGAUGCGGUUAGAGGUACGAUCACAAUCGAGAGCUCUUCUUCGGGAGCUCAUUACGAUCUACCGAGGGCCCAAGUCGUGAAUUUGGAAUUGUUGAGUUUGGCUAAACAGGCGCAGGGGGAAGGGGUCGGCGCAAAGGGAGGGGGAAGGAAGAGUCGAGGUGGGGAAGAGGGGGUGCAGGGUUCGAAGGAGGGGGUGUCGUCUUUGGGAGGAGGAGUUGAGGACAAGGUGUCGCGACGAGCGGCCCAGAGUACGACCCCUGCUCACGAAGUCGGAGAGUCCAAACGAAGUACAUCCGUCGCACAACACGUGACUAAACCACAGCCAGUCAGUCCAAAGGUCACGCGUGUUCGUUGAUGCGCCCGAAUUCGUAAAGCUGAUGUGGGCUUUUUUUCUGGCUGGAUAACGUCCAGUCCAAUAUCUCGGAAGACUUUGAUUUCGGAGCGGGGCUCGAUCAAUUCGACAAGCAGCGCGAGUUCGCGGCCAUCAAAGUCGGUUACCAUCACUUGGGAAUUUGGGACACCUUCUAUCGAACUUGGGGUCUUGCAGAGCUGAUUGUGCAUCCUCCACUCCCAGUCCCAAGACCGCACCGACCCAGCCCUACGCCUCGUCUCGCACAACAAGCAAACCAAACUCCUACCAAACGAGAACGUCCUCUCCGUCGCCGAACUCGAACAACAGACGCAGCAACUAGCCCAAUCCUUGGCCCGGUUGGAUCCAGGAAGGACGACCCAAGUCAACACGACGAAAAAGAUGAAGGAGGGGGGCGUCUUGCGUACAAAGAGGGGAGUGAUCGCGCCUUGUUUGACGAGGGGGCAGUACCGCGAAGUGGUUUCGAUCGCGGAGGUGAGUUUUCCCCCAAGACUCGACUCGGGCUAUCGUAUUUACUUGAACUCAUUUGGCUUUCAUGUUUCGUUUGAUCAGAUUGAAACCGGCCCCACAUCCCUCCAGCGAACCGAAGCCGGCUCCCGGGCCCUAGGUCAACUCAUACUAUCCUUUCAACCCGAUUCAAACGCCGCUUCCACCCCAUCAUCCUUAUGCAUCCUCUGCGGUUCCAAAGCGAUCGAAAAGUCAACCUUGGCUUUGCGGGCGGGGACGAUGUUGGUCAAUAGGGGUUAUCGAGUCGUGGCGUAUGUGGCGAGUAUGGAAGGGGUUGCCGAGGCGGCUUUAAGAGGCUUUUCGGCGGCCGGGGGUAGACUGGGGAGGAAUGUGGCCGGUCAGUUACGGCAGAAAGAGAUACCGUUCGAAUGAGACGCAUCGUUCAGUCAGCUGAAUCUGGGUUUCCGUCCUCAGAUUUGCCGAACGACUUUGAUCUCGUCCUUGACGCGAUCGCGGAUGAGCAAGAUCAAAUCACCGAGAUCCCCGCACAGGAUCUGACGAUUCUUCGUUGGACAACGACGAGGAACCAAGCUCCGAUUAUCGCGAUCGAUACUCCUUCUGGAGGAGAAGGUAGGUCGAAGAUCAGCUUUCGAACGUCCUUCCCAAAGGCUAUAGAACUGACGGUUGCUACCCCUCCCACCAAACUAGGCGCGCUUGUCCCAGCGUAUACACUCCAUCGAACGGCGUUACGAACACCGACGUCUUCCAACACCCAGCAUGUCAUUCUGGAUGAGGGGAUCUCGCCCAAGCUGCUGAGGCGUUUGGGUGGCCUGGUUAGUGAUGAGGUUGAAGGGCUCUUUGGGAAGAAUUUGUUCGUGGAGGUCUCAUAG
Molecule: messenger RNA, 1971 nt
Organism: Microbotryum saponariae
Lineage: Eukaryota; Fungi; Basidiomycota; Microbotryomycetes; Microbotryales; Microbotryaceae
Source: the annotation of a GenBank genome assembly